This is a messenger RNA of Pygocentrus nattereri (red-bellied piranha), 3670 nucleotides long. RefSeq names its product spinster homolog 1 (Drosophila) (gene spns1). The coding region runs from base 294 to 1814 and encodes 506 amino acids. Gene Ontology annotation, cellular component: membrane. Gene Ontology annotation, biological process: transmembrane transport. Lineage: Eukaryota; Metazoa; Chordata; Actinopteri; Characiformes; Serrasalmidae. Gene Ontology annotation, molecular function: transmembrane transporter activity. The record is from RefSeq and is a predicted model, not a curated record. The transcript is spliced from 13 exons.
GUGAAACUGGAGCGGAAACUCGGAGUCACUUCAACAUGGCGGCGCCGUAGCAAGACUUGAGAACAACAACUGAGAUACUGGAAGAAAUUGGGAAACGGCAGGAUUGGAAAGCGGCCAGCCUGGAUAUCGAGUCACUGGUUUUGCUUUUAAGAUGUUCACACGUCAGCUUAGCUAAGCUAACAGUUGAAACCUUUUUGGCCAACAGAGCGAGUUCAGCGUAGCGUCCGAGUGGAUCUGUGAGGACGCAGCAUCCAUCUGAUCUGCACUGCUGACUUCAGCCUGCAACUCCAGUGAUGUCACUUGUAGAUCCCAUGUCUGAUACCACACCAUUCUUCUCUGAUGACAACGAGGGGGAAGGGUCUGCUGAAAAGGAUGACAGGCCUUCACCUGAGCAGGAAGAGGACUCCCCUAGUGGGCUGUCCCAUAUACGAGCACAUCUGACUGUAGUAGUGCUCUGCUACAUCAACUUGCUUAAUUAUAUGGACAGAUUCACUGUAGCAGGUGUGCUUCCUGACAUUGAGCACUUCUUCAACAUCAGUGAUGGAAAAUCAGGGCUGCUUCAGACUGUCUUUAUCUGCAGCUACAUGAUCCUGGCUCCUCUCUUUGGUUACCUGGGAGACAGGUACAACCGGAAGAUGAUCAUGUGUGUGGGCAUUGGUUUCUGGUCAGUGGUCACUCUGGCUAGCUCCUUCGUUGGCAAAGAUUAUUUUUGGGCAUUGUUGUUGACGCGGGGUCUGGUGGGGGUGGGUGAAGCCAGUUACUCCACCAUUGCUCCCACCAUCAUUGCUGAUCUUUUCAUCAAGGAGAAAAGAACCAACAUGCUGUCCAUCUUCUACUUCGCCAUCCCUGUAGGCAGUGGUCUGGGCUAUAUAGUGGGAUCUGCAGUGGAUAAUCGUGCAAAAGACUGGCACUGGGCCCUGCGGGUUACCCCUGCUCUGGGCCUGGUGGCAGUCUUGCUGUUGGUGUGUGUUGUUAAAGAGCCCAAGCGUGGUGCUAUUGAAGCCCGACCUGAACACACCCUGCAGAGGACCGGCUGGCUUGCUGAUAUGAAGGCCCUCUGCAAAAAUAAUAGUUUUGUUCUGUCGACGUUUGGCUUCACGGCGGUGGCAUUCGUCACAGGCUCACUAGCUCUGUGGGCUCCUGCUUUCCUUUUUAGAGCUGCAGUCUUCACUGGUGAAAAACAGCCUUGUGUUGUUGAGCCCUGUGACACCUCUGACAGCCUGUAUUUUGGGAUCAUCACAUGUGUGACGGGAGUUUUAGGGGUGGCGAUGGGUGUAGGAGUCAGUCAGUGGCUGAGGAAGAGAACGCCACGAGCUGACCCACUGGUGUGUGCUGCUGGACUCCUGCUGGCUGCCCCUUUCCUUUAUCUGUCGAUCAUCUUCGCUCAGAAAAGCACUGUAGCCACAUACUUCUUCAUCUUUUUUGGUGAGAUGUUCCUCUGCAUGAACUGGGCGAUUGUGGCAGACAUUUUGCUGUAUGUUGUGGUCCCCACACGGCGGUCCACAGCAGAAGCUUUCCAGAUUGUUAUCUCACACCUGCUGGGAGAUGCAGGGAGUCCCUACCUCAUAGGGGUGGUGUCAGAUUCACUGAAACAGGCAGAUUCCUACAUGUGGCAGUUCCGCUCUCUGCAGCUUUCUCUCCUGCUCUGUUCCUUUGUGGCUGUGGUGGGCGGAGCCUUUUUCCUGGCCACUGCCCUCUUCAUUGAAAAAGACCGGCAAAUCGCCGAGAACUAUGUUCAAGCAGAUGAUGCACCCAUCAUUGUCCCUAAAAGAGGAAGAUCCACCAAGGUCCCGGUGUCAAGUGUCUUAAUUUGAUGGAAGGGGUGUUGUGAAUCUAGGGAAUUCCAGCUUCAUAGGCCAAAGUAGAUGGACAUAGCUGAUGGCUGGGCCUGGAAUAACAUGGGAAGAAUAGAACCACUGAUUGGACUGUCUCCUCUGCAGGGAUUUUUAUGAUUAUUUAUUUUGCUUGUAAUAUUUGUUAUUAACACUUCUGUCAGUUUGGGAGAAUUACCUGCAAGAAGUGUAAAGGGGCACUUCUGAAGGACUCGCGGUUUUAUAGACCUCAUGUACUGAUGGUCAUUCAGCAUUUCACUAAGGACCCCUGUGUUUCCUUCCUGGUUGAAAGCUGAUGACCGAGGACUUUUCAAAAAUGUAUGCAGAUGACAUCAACUGAUUAACAUCAGUUUUAUGGUCAGCCCUCUCAAGUUAACUUCAUGUCUGCAGUGUUCUUAUAAGACAUACAAAUACAGUUCCUGUUGAUUUUAUAAUUUAACUCAUCUUAAAGGCCUGUAAGAUUGAAAGGUGCAUAGAAAUCAAACACUACCCCUAAAAUCAUUCAGCAGAAAUGAGGCUAGCUUUUAUUAUGCUGAUUAAUAAAACAAACACUGUUUCUGAAUAAGACACAUUCAGUGGAGCUGACAGGUUCCGGGAACAGACUAUUUUGCAGAUGUCUUGCUCUUAAUUGUCUGAAGAAAAUCAUUCCUUUUUGAUUUUUUUGUGAGGACGGUUAUAGAGUACCAAGUGUUUAUUUUGAAAAAGCUGUAAUUUGGGGAGUAAUUUUUACGUUUGAAAACGCUAAGUUUUAUUCAUCUUUUUUUAAUUAAAUAUGUUUAAGAUUAUACAUGUAUAUUUGUGCAUUAUAAUAUUUUUUAUCUACUUUUCUACUUCAGCUACUCUGAGCAGUUGCUGUGGUUGAUGUCGCUCCUUAGCAACUCAUGUUUUAUAUUUAUCUACUGAUCCAAUUCUGCAUAGUAUUAAAACUCUUGGUAAUAGUGUUACAUAAUUUAUUGACAGUCUUUAUAUUACUGGGGCUGGGAAUAAUUGCAGCUACUAGUACUUUUUUCCUUCUCUGUCCUUAACUCUCACUGUCAUUUCCUAUGCUUCUCUCUCGCUCUCGCUCUCUCUCUUUCGCUCUCUCCAUUUCUCUUUCUCUGAUGAGUGAUGUUGUCUUCAGUUGCUGUGGUUUCCUGUUUGUAGGUGGGAGAGACAGGUUCGGUAAAUUUCUCACUACACUGCAAAUUGGUCUCGCAACAUGCAAAAAUGAAAACAGCUCGACCGCUCCAGGCAGUAGUAGUCUACUACCGGCUGGCAGUUUGUGCAACUGCAUUCGUGUGAGUGUGAAAAUGUGUGUGCGUACAGCUAAAUGCCAUGUGUGUGGGAGGUGAGAUGUAGGGGUUAUGACUGAACAGCUAUCCGAGAUUGCUGUUAAUCCUUAACUUCGCACAAGGAAAUCUUGAUUGGUACCCAUAAAAAAAACUUUUUUUAAAUUUCCUUACAAGGAGAAUGAGAAAAGCUACUUUAUUGCUGUAGUAAUUUCUGCUUACUUCAUGUUUAUUCCGUUUCAGGAACAUAGAGGUUUUUUUAUCACUAAACAAAUGGAAGCCACACACAAUUCUGUGUCCUGCAGGCAGUGGUCAUACAUGAGCAUGUCCAAGACAGAACACUGAAAGAAAAGAGAGAAAUAAAUGACUUGAAAAGGGGGCAAUGUGGUAAAAGAAUAGUAUCCCAAUACCUAGACAUUUUCAUGAUGUAUGGAUCCUACUCAAGUCCCACAGGGGAUAUAAAACAAUUAAGUAUUCCGACCUUACAUAUUUACAGUGAUAAUGUUUUUUUUCUCUCUAUGUAAGCCCAAAGCAUUAACUAAGAUGGUAAUAAACUAAAUUAAUGCAAAA